Thyridium curvatum is the source of this 1575-nucleotide messenger RNA. RefSeq lists its product as uncharacterized. Gene Ontology annotation, biological process: transmembrane transport. The coding region runs from base 1 to 1575 and encodes 524 amino acids. NCBI's taxonomy places the organism in Eukaryota, Fungi, Ascomycota, Sordariomycetes, Thyridiales, Thyridiaceae. Gene Ontology annotation, molecular function: transmembrane transporter activity. The record is from RefSeq and is a predicted model, not a curated record. The transcript has 3 exons.
AUGAAGUCAGAAGACCAGCCAUUUCGUGCCAACAUCAGUGCCACCGGCACCACGCUUGCACCUGCCUACGACCUCUUGGCAGUAACAAAGAAUGCCGAACCAAAGCCUGUUCCUGGCGAAGACAGCCAUGGUUCGCCGGAUAAUAUCCAUGGCGUUGACGACAGACUUGCGGCCCAGGAUGCACUCACUGAUCCGAACAUCGUCGACUGGGACGGUCCAAAUGAUCCUGCCAACCCGCGAAAUUGGUCCAAAUCUGUCAAGAUCUUGAACGUUACUCUGAUCAGCCUCUCUGUGCUCUACACCUUCUCCAGCAAUAUUGCCACCACCAUGUUCGCGCCCGGUGCACAGGAACUGGCCGAGGAGUUCGGCAUCAAGAGCAGCGUCAUCGCGACUUUGACCGUCACCAUACCCUCCCUGGGCGCCUCCCUCGGCCCGACCCUACUCGCGCCACUAUCUGAGCUCGCCGGCCGCCUGCCAAUAUACUGGGCCAGCAGUGUCUUGUACAUAUGUUGUACAGUCGGCUGUGCGCGCAGCACCGACGCCGCCAUGUUCUUGGUGUUUCGCCUCCUCUGCGGCGCGUGCGGGGCCUCGUUCAUGACUUGUGGCGGCGGCACCAUUGCUGACCUGCUGCCCAAGGAGGAGCGCGGCGCUGCGACAGCGGUAUUCAGCGCCGGCCCGUUGUUAGGACCCGUCGUCGGUCCUAUCGUCGGCGGGUUUGUGGCGCAGGCUCUCGGUUGGCGGUGGACAUUCUAUCUAGUGCUUAUUCUAGCCGGCACUGUGACAGUUACUGCUCUUAUCACUAUGCGGGAAACAAACGCCGCUAUAAUUCUCAGACGAAAGGCAGCUCGUCUACGAAAGGAGACCGGGAACCAAGAUCUGCGGUCUGCGAACGAUAACAAGGUCAUGCGGAAGCAUCUCGUGGAGCGCGCGCUACUACGCCCCCUGCGAAUGCUUUUUUUCUCGCCCAUCGUCUUCCUUACAGGCUUGUACAUGGCCCUCACCUUUGGCAUGACGUACCUCCUCUUCGCGACGUUCCCCAGCGUAUUCCGCACCACGUAUGGCUGGAGUGUCGGUGUCUCUGGCCUUGCCUACUUAGGCCUGGGUUUCGGCUGCACCGUCGGCCUGCUGCUCUCUGCUAAGCUGAGCGACCGGCUACUGGGCGGCAACGGCGGGCCAGAGCGCCGUCUGAUAUUGAUGAUUUGGGUUGGUCCCGCCAUACCUGCUGGGACCUUCAUCUAUGGAUGGACGGCCGACUAUGGUGUGCACUGGAUUGUCCCCAUGAUUGGCACCGCGUUCGUGGGGCUGGGUGUCGUCGUUAUCACUGCUGCUUCUCAGCUAUAUAUGAUGGAUAUGUUUGGUCCGCAGGCAGCGGCAUCGGCCCUGGCUGCCACCACACUGAUCCGGAACGGCUCCGGAGCUUUCCUGGCCCUGGCUGCGGACCCGCUUUACAAAACCAUCGGCUUGGGCUGGGGAAAUAGUGUUUUGGGUUUCAUCCUGGCAGCUUUCUUGCCUGUACCGGUUGUGUUUUACAAGUGUGGGUUGUGGCUGCGAGAAAGGUUUGCUGUAGAUAUCUAA